Xenopus laevis (African clawed frog) is the source of this 1843-nucleotide messenger RNA. RefSeq names its product calcium activated nucleotidase 1 L homeolog (gene cant1.L). The transcript is spliced from 4 exons. NCBI's taxonomy places the organism in Eukaryota, Metazoa, Chordata, Amphibia, Anura, Pipidae. Gene Ontology annotation, biological process: proteoglycan biosynthetic process. The record is from RefSeq and is a predicted model, not a curated record. Gene Ontology annotation, molecular function: nucleoside diphosphate phosphatase activity; calcium ion binding; GDP phosphatase activity. Bases 348 to 1550 code for a protein of 400 amino acids.
AUGAGGAACUGUGGGGACGGAGAUGAUGGUAGAGCAACAAGAGAGCAAGCCGCGAGAAUACAUUUCACAAACACUGUACUAAUUGUGUUACGCCGUGUCUUUGCUCGUCACUCCAACUAGGCGGCUACGUGACGCGUCACUGCGCAUACGUGUAGCAGUGACGCCACAGCCUCAGAUGAUGAGACUUGUGGCGUCGGGAUUUUGUUUGAGACCGGGAGGGUUUAUGGGAAGUGUAAGCAGCGAGCCGGCACCGCAGUGUGUUAAUGUCCCACAUCACUUGUGCCACGUUGUUUCAGUAACAAUCCCUGGGAUUGACUUGUGGUUUCCAGGUCCAGCAUUAAGUCUAUAUGAAAUCUCCACAAGUGGAAUGUAAAGAGUCUAUGAGCCCACUGAGGAUCAGUGUGGCUGGUCUUCCAGUUCUGGCUUCCAUGACGAAGACCGCAGACCCCCGGUUCAGGCCGCGCUGGCGUGCCAUUCUUCUCUCUGGGAUUGCAGUUGCGUUUUUGCUGUUACUUCUCUGUUACCAUCGCUCCUCGGGGCCACGGAUACAGGUGGCAAAUGCCCACAACUGGAGGAUGGUGCAUCAAGUGGCCGGGGAGCUCUAUAAUGACACUUACCCACUGACGCCUCCUCUCAGGACUCCGGAGGGGCUUCGCUACCACAUUGCAAUAAUCGCCGAUUUGGAUACGGACUCUCGAAGCGCCAAGGCUAAUACUUGGGUCAGCUAUCUAAAAAGGGGUUACCUGACUCUAUCCAGCAGCGGAGACCAUGUGGCGGUCGAAUGGGAGAAAGAGGACAUUGUGUUGGAAACGCACCUUGCGGAAAAGGGGCGCGGGAUGGAGCUUUCGGAGCUGAUUGUGUUUAACGGGAAGCUGUAUUCUGUGGACGACCGCACGGGGGUGGUGUACAGAAUCGAGGGGAGUAAAGCUGUGCCGUGGGUCAUUCUCACAGAUGGAGACGGCACUGUGGGCAAGGGUUUCAAGGCUGAGUGGCUGGCAGUUAAGGAUGAGCAGCUGUAUGUUGGUGGUUUGGGGAAGGAAUGGACUACUACAUCCGGGGUUGUGCUAAAUGAAAACCCUGAGUGGGUGAAAGUCAUUGGACCACGGGGUGACACCCAACAUCACAACUGGGUUUCAAAUUAUAACCAAUUGCGAUCAGCUGCUGGCAUUCAACCACCAGGGUACUUGAUACAUGAAUCUGCAGCAUGGAGCGACUCUUUGAAGAGCUGGUUCUUCUUGCCCCGUCGUGCCAGUCAAGAACAAUACAGCGAAAAGGAGGACGAGAAGCGCGGCUCCAACAUUCUUCUUCGUGCUACUCCUGACUUCUCAGACAUCAAAAUGUCCCACGUGGGAACACUGAAUCCCACGCACGGCUUCUCCUCCUUCAAAUUCAUUCCAGGAACAGAUGAUCAAAUCAUCGUGGCUCUGAAGUCAGAAGAAGAUAACGGCAAAGUAGCCACAUACAUAACUGCGUUUACAUUGGAUGGUAGAAUUCUCUUACCGGAGACUAAAGUAGGAAAUGUUAAAUAUGAAGGAAUUGAGUUCAUCUGAAGUCUCUUUUUAAGCACCUUCUUCUCUGAUCUGACUGCUACCAAGUUUCAGUGGACUCCUGCUGGGGAAUAUUUAAUUAAUUUAAUCAGACAUUUUGGGUCUCCACUAAAAUCAAUGAUCAAAUAUCAAUUAAUAGGAGUAUUAUGGGAAUUUGUUCACAUUAUAGUGAAUGGGGUGAUUAAUUUUUCUGAUAUGAUUGAAUCCGUUAACUGACUGUCAUGUUCUCCAUUAUCACAAGAAGCCUCAAUGUGUCAGGGUACCUGAUAUCCUUUUAUUAAACAAUGUUUUUAUUA